Molecule: messenger RNA, 1413 nt
Organism: Peronospora farinosa
Lineage: Eukaryota; Oomycota; Peronosporomycetes; Peronosporales; Peronosporaceae
Source: the annotation of a GenBank genome assembly
AUGCUCAGCCAUUCGUCCCCAAUGCUGUGCCGUCCAUGGUUAUACCCUGCCGCUAUGGGCCUGCGGAAGUGCUUUCAAGCUUUUGUUGAAUCUUUCGGAUGCUUUCCAUUGUCAUCACGAUAUUUAUCCAGCAUUGCAAUCAAUUCCACGGUCUCUCCGAACUCGAACAACACGAACAAACACGUGGUGGUGGGAAUGUCAGGUGGUGUCGACUCGUCGGUGGCUGCGCUGCUGCUUAAGCGCCAAGGAUACCGCGUCACUGGUGUCUACAUGAAGAACUGGGAUCCAAGUGAUGAAGAAGGAGCUUCAACGUGCCCCGUGGUCUCGGAGUAUUUGGACGUGCAGAAAGUCUGUGAGCGUCUUGGCAUUGAGGCUCAGAUGGUAAACUUGGUGCAAACGUACUGGAACCAGGUAUUCACUCCUUGUCUGGAGGAGUAUGAAAAAGGCUUGACACCGAAUCCAGACAUUUUGUGCAAUCGAGAGAUCAAAUUUAAGGCCUUUACCGAGUAUGCAAAGAAGAUUGGCGCUGACUAUGUGGCUACAGGUCACUACGCAGCGUUAAGACCUUUGCAAGAGGGUGGACUCCCGAAUCUUUUUGCGGCGGAGGAUGACACGAAAGACCAGAGCUACUUUUUGUCUAGUGUGGAUAGAAAUGCUUUCUCGAAUGUGUUGUUUCCUCUGGGCAGCAUGCGCAAGACGGAAGUGAGGCGUAUUGCAGCGGAUGAGGGUCUCUGCACGGCAACAAAAAAGGACUCAGUGGGCAUCUGCUUCAUUGGCAAGCGCAACUUUGCCGACUUUAUUCAUCAGUAUAUUCCACGUCAAGAAGGAUACUUCUACACAGUCGAAGGGAACAAGUUGCACCCACAUCACGGUUUUACAGCAUACACCGCGGGUCAAGGAGCGCGAUUGCAAGGCAUGAGUGCAAAAUGGUUUGUAGCAGGCAAGCGUAAACCCGAUUCUUCCGUGAUCGUCGCAGAGGGUACGCGACAUCCUGCUCUUUUUUCGGACGCACUCUUUGCCUUUGCAGCGGGGUUCAACUGGAUGGCAGGAGAUAUGCCUCAAGAGCUUCGUGAAACCGGCCGUAUGCGCUGCUUCUACCGCGUGCGCUAUCGACAAGAUCUGGACGAGUGUACGAUAUCACUCGUAUCUAGCCGCGAUGCUCGCGCCAGCGCAAGUAAACUCCAUGACUGGCAGCCUGAAUCGCUCGUAGAGGACGAACAAGAGGAGUGCAGCUACUUGCGAGUCGACUGUGACAAUCCGCAGCGUGGCGUCACACCCCAGCAGGCUUUAGUACUGUAUCGUGGUGACGGACUUUGCUACGGCGGUGGUCCCAUUGUUGUUGCCGGAAAGACGUAUUAUGAACAGCAAAAACCUCUUGCAGAAAACGUUCAUGACUGGCGUCGACAAGGAUAG